Molecule: messenger RNA, 561 nt
Organism: Paramecium tetraurelia
Lineage: Eukaryota; Ciliophora; Oligohymenophorea; Peniculida; Parameciidae
Exons: 1
Molecular function (GO): GTPase activity; GTP binding
Source: RefSeq, a predicted model, not a curated record
AUGAUAAAACAAUUUAAGGUAGCUUUGAUAGGGGAUUCCAGGAGUGGAAAAUCAUCCCUAGUUCGAUGUCUGAAGGGAGAGGAAUUUCUUUUUGAAACAUAAGCAACCAUAGGAAUUGAUUAUUACCAAAGAAUUGUUGGCGUCAAAAAUGUCAACUACAUAUUUAAACUCUAUGAUACUAGUGGUUGCGAAGCCUAUAGACAAAUUUUGAAUAGAAUUAUGAGCCAAAUCGAUGCAGUGAUCAUUUGUUUCGAUGCUUCCUAAGAUAAAUACUAAGAACAAAUAGAAAGUUGGUGUCACUUGAUAGAAAAUGAGUUAAGAACCAUCCCAACAUUUAUUGUGGGAAAUAAAAUGGACUUACUGGAUCUGAGCAUAAGUUCAGAUAUAACUUCUAAAAGUCCAGUGUAUUUUGUUUCUGCAAAGACAGGAGAGAACGUUUAGAAAUGUUUUAACAAAAUAUUCAUGUCAUUGACUCCUUCGAAGCAUCCCAUGAUUUAAAAAAAGGUAAAGGAUAGAAGGAGUAUGUGGGGAUUGCUUGGUUUUUGUUGCAACGGAGAAUGA